Messenger RNA from Pieris macdunnoughi, 1029 nucleotides. NCBI's taxonomy places the organism in Eukaryota, Metazoa, Arthropoda, Insecta, Lepidoptera, Pieridae. The record is from the annotation of a GenBank genome assembly.
AUGGGUCUCAUUAUAUCAAGAUUUCGCCGCAAGAAAACGACAAAAGACAUCUUAGAAGAUCUAGAAACGAAAAUCAAAAGAAUAGAAAAAGAUGGCGAAUACAAAGAGCAAACACAUAAACGAGUUAUUGGGCUGAUAAUGGUUAAUUCAGUUGGACUGUAUGUGCUGUUUGCGUUGCUCUACUACUUCAUAUAUGUAGGCAAGAGUCAGUACUGGGUACAUUCGCUGAUGUAUGCCUCUCCGUUACUACUGCUUCCAGUUUUGGUGAUAUUCCUUCGCGCAGCAAUAUCAGCGUACUACAACUGGAGUCUGAAUAAGAAUAGAGUGAAGUUGUCCAAGAUGAGAGAAGAAAAAAAGAAGAUUUUAGAGGAAGUCAUGGAUACCGAGACUUAUAAGGUCGCGAAAGAGAUCCUAGAUAAGUAUGGUACACCUGAUGAACACUCAAAGGCCUUGAAGCCAUUCACACCGGCAAUAAAUGCACCCAGUCUUCCUUCGACCCCUAUACAACAGAAGCAAAGGCAGUUAGCGAUGCUGACGUCGACGCCAAGGAACAUGCACAUGGUAGCAGCCACGCCGGGUGCCAUUCUUAACGGACCUCGGCUAAGGUCGGAUCAGCUGCCACGCCCAUUACCGGACAGUAAUAAGUCGGCGUUGGACAAAGUUGUGGACUAUUUGCUCAAAGACGGACCGAACUAUAGGAUGGCACUCGUUUGCACUGAGUGUUUAUCGCAUAAUGGAAUGGCAAUGAUCGAGGAAUUUGACUACGUGUCAUACAAAUGCGCGUACUGUGGUCGGCUUAAUCCAGCAAGGAAGCAGCGCCCAUCCGCGCCCGCCCUGUGUUCGCCGCCCGCCCUUACUUUUAAUAAUGGUACACUUGGUGGUGGUGAUGACUCUUCCCUUGCAUCUUCUGGUACUGAGAGUGAAGAGGAAAGAGAAACCGAUAAACGCACUGAUACCGAAGAAACAGAUCAUCCACCCUCACCGGUUGAGGGGGAGCCGAAAUCUGAAGAAGAGAAGAAACAAGACUGA